AUGUGUAAGAAUAUAAGUGAAAUUUCCGACUUAGUGAAACGCUUUCGCGAACUUUUUGAAUUAUAUCCUUGUGAAAGUUCUGCGAAUGAUCUUUGUGAAAACCUCCUAGCGUUAGGAAAAGAUAGAAAUGUAAAAAAACCACCAAAUAGCUUUAUGAUAUUUCAGGCAUUUAUAAGAAGCCAAUUGAGAACCAAUGAAAUUCCCGAAAACCUAAAUAAGAUUAAGAAUCAAAAAAUUCUCUCAAAAGUGAGUGCCGAAAUAUGGAAUAAAUUUUCAGAGGAAGACCAACAAAUUUAUCGUGAACUUAAACAAAGAAUAACAUCCAUGCAUAAAGAGAAAUACCCUGACUGGAAAUCCAAGCAAACCAGAACUAGGGCAACUUUCAGAGUUCACGCAUUGAGAUAG
Molecule: messenger RNA, 405 nt
Organism: Ambispora gerdemannii
Lineage: Eukaryota; Fungi; Glomeromycota; Glomeromycetes; Archaeosporales; Ambisporaceae
Source: the annotation of a GenBank genome assembly